Molecule: messenger RNA, 297 nt
Organism: Coprinopsis cinerea okayama7#130
Lineage: Eukaryota; Fungi; Basidiomycota; Agaricomycetes; Agaricales; Psathyrellaceae
Exons: 1
Coding region: 1-297 (98 amino acids)
Source: RefSeq, a predicted model, not a curated record
AUGCAGCCACGAUUUGCACCCGUAUUGACGAGGCGGCAGGUGGCGGAGAGACAAAGCAACGAGGACAAAGGAAAUGCGAAAGAAAUUAAGUAUGUAGAAGGAAACGGCGGGAACUUGGCAAAGCAGAAUACGAGGAAGAAGGAACAGGAGGGAACAGGGGCGCAAGAACCUAUCGGGUGUGGCGUUCUCCCGGAUGGAAAGAUCUACCGGCGGGAUGUCUCUGACGUGACGACAAAGGAAAAGCGGGGAAGAAGUCGGGUGUGGGGAAGAGGUGAGGAGGGUGUAUACAUGCAGUGA